This is a messenger RNA of Physcomitrium patens, 3372 nucleotides long. Its product is annotated as receptor-like protein 4. Gene Ontology annotation, molecular function: protein binding. The record is from RefSeq and is a predicted model, not a curated record. NCBI's taxonomy places the organism in Eukaryota, Viridiplantae, Streptophyta, Bryopsida, Funariales, Funariaceae.
CUCUCUCUCGCCCCAUCUCGCUUUGGCUGAAUUUGUCGGAGCUUUUUCAGAUCGCCGAAGCUUUUUUAUUUCUUCAUAUCGACGUCGCAUUUCCAGCACAUUAAUCUCCCCCCUGGACUGCGGCGAUGCGUUCGGUGUUGCCAUUCAAGGCCGAAGGGAUUGUGGUGGGUGAGGGAACCAUGUUUUACGAGUGAUUUGCUCCUCAGGGGGUUGUUGGAGCGGAUGUGAGCUGCAUUCAGUUUGUUGGCUGAUCGAUGCGAUGCGAUGCGCGCCACGAGGUCGCGACCAGCUCGGAUUCCGUCAGUUGCAGUAAGCACCAAGUCGUUGGCUGCAGCAGCUGCUCGUUAGAGCUGGGAUGGCUUCGUCGGGUCGCACGGAGUGUGAGUGGACGGUGGUAUGUCUGGGACGUAGUAGUGGACGUUUGCUGUAUGGAGAAAUCCGUUUCGUGAGAUUUGUACGUAGAUAUCUGCAAUGUAGAGGCGAAUGAAGUUUCUGUUUUCUCUCUACUCAUACGAGACAGUGCCGAGGUUCUUCGUUUUGGUUUGAAAGAGAGCAAGCGCAGUGCCCUGUUGCAGCAUUCGUGAGAACAGCUUGCCGAAUUGUUGCUCUUUUAGUUUUUACUUCAACUACGAAGGCUAAGCUCUGUUGAGGUUAAUCGUAAGUGGAAUGAGCUACACAAGGAUAGAAUGUUGCUUUGAAGGCAGCAUUGAGGAAACAUGCAGUAAGAGUAAUCUGGUCACGUGAGGUUUUGGAGUGAUCAUUUAAUUGGUGCCUGAGCGUCACUUAAACUUCAACAGGAAAGGAGAAAUGCUUCUGGAGAGCGCAAAUAAUUGGCGGUUAGUUUAGUAGAGCUUGGAAAGACAUGUGCUGCAUUAGAGCCCCUUUUUAUAUAUUACCUUAGGUAUGCGGCUUUUUUUACCCGCAUUGGGGGGUUAUUUGCGUGAUUCUCAUGAUGAACUGAAUACCUAGGUGAGGAGUUUGGCUCUUGUCGCUCUCACAGUGAUUCAUCUCCAGCCAGAUUUUUUUCUCCUCUCCCUGAAUCCUUUGAUCAGCAGAGUUUGGAUCAGAAUGGAAGCGCUGGCGUUCUCCCUUAUCGCAUGCUUGCUAGUUGGAAUUGCCUGUAUGCCCUCAGUGAUUGCCCAAGGACCUUGGGCUGUGCGCAUCGCUUGUGGAGCAACCGUUGACACUUAUGGUGCAAAUGGAUUUCUUUGGUCCAAGGAUUGGGGCUACUCAGGAGGCCGUUCUGCCAACGUCACUGUGAAUAACCACAAAGCAUCUCAGCUUAAUACGGUGCGGUACUUUCAGUUGUCAGGUGGUGGAGAGAACUGCUACAACAUUACAGUUCCAGUUGGUCAUUACCUGAUCAGAUUAUAUUUCACUUUUGGACAAGAAGAUAACGCCAGCCGUGAACCGCAAUUUGAUGUCUCUAUAGAGGGCACCCUUGUCUAUAGCUUGCUGCCAGGAUGGAGCUCAGACGACAAUAACUACCAAGAUUCUUUGGCCUUCGUCAAUGACGGAGCUGCUACUAUAUGCUUUCACAGCUCUGGGCACGGAAAUCCAGCCGUAGCCUCUAUUGAAGUGUUGCAGAUCUUCAACCAGGCGUAUAAUAGAGGAUUUAACGUCAGCCAUGAGUUUAUUAUGCGGUCUGUGAAGAGAGUAAGUGCAGGAGCAGAGAAAUCUGGGUUUGGAUCGGACUUUCUAGCAGACCCAUGGGGAGGCGACCGGUACUGGGAGAGUGACAUCAGCCUCUUUCUUCCAGGGUCGGCUGUGAACCCCAUUUCAACCAAUUUAACCAUAAACAAUGCUGCAGUGUACCCAAAUAUAUACCCUCAGGCCAUUUUCCAAACGGCUACAUCCGCCAACCCUGGUCAGAGCCUCUCUUAUACUCUGCCUGUGGAGCCAAAUUUAGAGUACUCCAUUUGGUUCUACUUUGCAGAACUGGCCACGUUUGUGGAUACAGGCGACCGGGUAUUUGAUGUUUUAGUUAACGAGCAGAAAGUGUUUGCUAAUGUGGAUAUUAUGGCAUGGGCUCAAGGUGCUUUCAGCGCCCUGAUUCUGAACACGACAGUUUUGGUCGAGGGGAAAACUCUGACAGUUACCUUCAAUCCCAUUAUUGGAAAUAUUGCCGUCAAUGCCUUCGAGGUGUAUGCGCUCGUCCCUACCGAAGUUCAAACUUUGAAUACUAAUUUGUGGGCAAUACAAGAGUUGAAGCAAUCGUUAAACGUGCCUGCCCGGUUGGGAUGGAACGGAGACCCAUGUGUGCCGCAAUUGCACCCGUGGAAUGGAGUGGACUGCAGGCGCAGUGCUGCCUCUGGUUUCUGGAUGAUCGAAGGCCUGAAUCUCGAUUCUCAAGGACUACGAGGUGUUCUUGGGGAGGAAAUUGGAGCCUUAACCGGACUCGAGCACCUGAACCUGAGUCACAACAUGUUACAAGGGCUCAUUCCUGUAUCCAUUGGCCAGCUGGAAUCUCUUCUGACGUUAGAUCUAUCUUAUAAUCUAGUGAACGGCUCUAUACCUUCAAGUCUUGGCAACCUCACUAAACUCCAAAAAUUGUUCUUGAACAACAACCUAUUAAGUGGUGAAGUGCCUCACAGUCUCAGUGCUGGUGCUCUGCGAGGGGCUAAUCUUAACAUUGCCAACAACGAAGAUCUAUGUGGUGUUGGUAUUAAACCAUGUGGUCAUCUGAAGGGAGGCACUAAAGCAGGCAUUAUCGUGGGAGUGUUGCUGGGUUCCCUUCUGGCUGCGUUAGCGAUAUACAUAUUCUAUAAAAGAAGACAAAACAUCGCCCGCGCCCAAAGGCUGCCUCGAGAUGCCCCUUACGCUAAAGCAAGGACGACGUUUGUAAGGGACGUUCAACUGGCCAGGACAGUCCUGACUGAUCACUUUAGACCUGUGUACCGUGAUCCAACAGUUGCGCCAGGCCAAACCAAUCCAUUACUGUGAAUUUGGUCACUUGCUGUUAGAGGCCCUUGGCCAGUAGAAUUUCACAUUUGAUUCAAGUAACUUGCAUCUGAAGACCUCAGAACCCGCAAUGAUAUAUUUAUCAGAAUCACACAUCGCUUCAUUGAGGAGUCGUCUCUUACCUAUGCAGCCUGUAAAUGAAUUGGUUGCUGCACAGAUCGAGUACACGCAGAUAGCUUAGGCUUCUCCGCUGAAUGUAUCAGUCGAAGAGUGUUCACCUUUAGCUCUUCUCCCUUACAUGAACUUCACUUCGGUAGUCCACAACAGCUCUGGUUUAGCAUUUGCUGGAGCGUUUGAGCAGGUGUGGCAUACUGUUAUGAGUGACCCACUUGGUUUCCACGCAAGGAGACUACUGCACUUACUGAACUUGUGUUCAAUAAACAACACAUUUUCGUGCACAUCAUUCGAUAA